CUCAGAUACCAUUGUCACCGUUAACAACAGACAGCAACCUACCCCAAGCACACAUAUCUCUUGAAAUCAAAAAGUAUCACACAAAUCGGACAAAAUGGGCCGCUGGACAGACAGAGAAUCCGACGAUCAACGUCUCCCCGACGGGAUGCAACGAGUCGGAUAUGACGCCGACACGCAACGGCAUACCUUCCAGUCCUCGAAUGGCGCGCUCUUCCAGGGUCCGGCGGGAGCUCGAUAUGGACGAUUAACACCAUAUGGGUCGGAACCGCGACCUAUGACAAUGGAAGAGGACGAAGCAAUGAAAGAAGGCAACCGCGAAGCCUGGCGCUACCUUCUCCCCUUCCUCCUCCUCGUCGUGCUAGUGCUGUUCCUGCUGUUCAAACUAGUGAACACCGGGCCCGGGUCGACGCCGGAGCCGCCGCUGCGCUGCGCGGAUGGGAGUCAUGCAUACGUCGUGCAGCGGGGUGAUACGUGCUGGGAGAUCGUGCAGAGAGCGGGGGUGGGGUUGCAGGAUUUGAUGGAGGUGAAUCCGGGGAUGGAGUGCGAUCGGUUGCGGGUGGGGAAGGCGAUUUGUGUGCCGGAUGGGCGGUAGGGAUUGCGAGUAAUUUGUUUGGAAGCGUGGUUCUUUGGAGUUUAUUAGGCGUUGCAUGCCAGUCAGUCCUUACUAUUGCUGAGUCUGGUGCACAUGUUGUGGUUUCAUUCGACAAUACUGAGCGGAUAUCCCCCUGUCCCUAGAAGGAUUGACCCUAUGCCCUGACUGACCAAGUCCAUUGAAUGGGAAUGAUCUCAGCUACUUGAAUGAGGACAUCACCCGAUCAGGGCGGAUUUAUCCUAAGUCGAAUUUCACUGCAUUAGUGGGCAGCUCCAACAUUAAACCAACAAUCCACAGAUAUGUGUGUGGCAAGGAGAGCCCUUAUACUUCCAUUGCAGCGUGCUUCCAUUGCAGCGAUACCAUGCCUGGCGUUCCACUAGAAGAUUAAGAUCAUCGUA
Eremomyces bilateralis CBS 781.70 is the source of this 990-nucleotide messenger RNA. RefSeq lists its product as uncharacterized. The transcript is spliced from 3 exons. The record is from RefSeq and is a predicted model, not a curated record. Bases 95 to 592 code for a protein of 165 amino acids. Lineage: Eukaryota; Fungi; Ascomycota; Dothideomycetes; Eremomycetales; Eremomycetaceae.